AUGACUAGCACUGAAGUUCAGGGCAUAGAAGAAAUCUAUGUAAGGGGACCUAGCAAAGUCUACAGUAUUGUUAAGGAGAAUGAGGAUAAAGAUUUUUGGAUCUGGCAUUUGGAGAUCAUCAGUGAUUUAGAGGAGUGCAAUUACAGUGGUGUGCAGCUUCAGGCUGAGCUUUGUUGGCGUGGGGGAUGGGGCAAGCAAUCUCCAGCUCCUUGGGCUUUUUUGUUAAGCCAUUGCCUAGCAACUGCAACAGGAGCACAGCAAGCCAUGGCGUCCUCCCAGGCAGAGAGCAGCUUUUUUUAUGAGAGUGAUGACUUCACCUUUGAAGAGAGGAGCUCAGUGUACAAGCUGCAGCUGGAGAGGCUGAGAAAAGAUGGAAAGAAAUCUCUCCUCCACAGGCUGAUCUUUCUGGCCAAGAUCUCACCAGACCUGGCUGAUAAAAGGAAUCUGGCCGAAUACUGGGAACAACUAUUUCUGAAUUUGCAACGCCACUAUUAUCAGGGAGUGGGGGUCACAGGCCUUUUGCUUCUCUACCCCACCUACAUUAUACAUAUACUGGAGUCAUCCAGUGAUGUGCUCUACUCUGUCCUGCGGGAUUUAAGAGACAUGGAGCAGCAGAAGAGAGUGCUAGUCCUGGAUGUCAAGAUCCUGGUAAUGUCGCACAAUCUCCCUGCUCGACUUUUCCAACAGUGGAACUAUAAAGUGUUGAAUCUACCUGAGAGAUAUCUGAACUACGAGACUCCUCAUGAGGAGCCAGUGGAGGCUACCAUCUGUGAAUGCCUCACUGCACUCUUAAGACUGGGCAAAUAUCUGCUGAAUUAUCCCAAGAGCCCUAAGAACUUGCCAGAUCACUUCUUGGAAGAAGUCCCAGAAUUCAUUGUUUCCCAAGACACCAUUGGCUUCCUCCUGGAAUGUCAAGAGUUACUGAGUCCGGCUCAGUUCCUGCAUCUAUUUGAGUUUCCUCUGGACAUCCAGAUGGACUCAGAGAACAUGUUUUCUUUGUCAGAUCGGUUAAAACUCCAUCUCGAUUGGGCUGCUGUGAAGGGGUCCUACAAGAAAGAAAUGUCUUUGUAA
This is a messenger RNA of Python bivittatus (Burmese python), 1071 nucleotides long. Lineage: Eukaryota; Metazoa; Chordata; Lepidosauria; Squamata; Pythonidae. The record is from RefSeq and is a predicted model, not a curated record.